Molecule: messenger RNA, 3947 nt
Organism: Chroicocephalus ridibundus (black-headed gull)
Lineage: Eukaryota; Metazoa; Chordata; Aves; Charadriiformes; Laridae
Gene: TMEM248
Product: transmembrane protein 248
Exons: 7
Coding region: 248-1192 (314 amino acids)
Source: RefSeq, a predicted model, not a curated record
UGCGUCCCCGGAAGCAGCGGGAGGCGGCGGCGGCGGAGGAGGCGGGCGUCCGGGCAGCGGCGCCGGUAGCGGCCUCCCCCCCCGCCCCCGGCCCCCUCCCCGCGGCCCCCUCAGGGCAGGAGGAUGGUGCAGAGCCCGCCCGCACGGCAGCCCCGCCGCCUCUGAGCCCCGCCGCUGCCUCCGGGCCUCCGCCCGCCCGGCCCGGGGGCCUCUUCCCCUCUUGGGGCGCCGGUGAACAAUCAGAAUAAUGUUCAACAUAAACCUGUUGGAGAACCUGAAGGUUUACAUCAGCAGUCGACCUCCGCUUGUGGUCUUUAUGAUCAGUGUAAGCGCUAUGGCGAUAGCUUUUCUGACACUGGGUUAUUUCUUCAAAAUCAAGGAGAUCAAGUCACCAGAAAUGACAGAGGACUGGAAUACCUUCCUCCUGAGGUUUAAUGAUUUGGACUUCUGUAUAUCUGAGAAUGAAACCUUAAAGCAUCUCAUCAAUGAUACCACAACUCCAGAAAGUACCGUGACAAGUGGGCAGGCGAGAUCUUCUACACAGUCUCCACAGACUCUUGAGGACUCCGGUCCAAUAAACAUCUCUGUUACAAUCACGUUGACGCUGGACCCGCUCCGACCGUUUGGCGGAUAUUCUCGCAAUGUCACACAUCUUAGUUCCACCAUUUUUGGACACCAAAUCGGACUCUCAGGCAGAGAAUCCCACGAGGAAAUAAAUAUUACGUUCACCCUGCCGGCUGCCUGGAAUUCAGAUGACUGCGUUCUUCACGGCCACUGCGAGCAGGUCGUGUUCACAACCUGCAUGACUGUGACGGCAGCCAGCAGCGUGUUUCCUGUCACAGUUCAGCCGCCACAUUGUGUUCCUGAGACGUACAGCAAUGCUACGCUUUGGUACAAGAUCUUUACCACAGCCAGGGACUCCAAUACAAAAUAUGCACAAGAUUAUAACCCUUUCUGGUGUUACAAAGGAGCAAUCGGAAAAGUGUAUCAUGCUUUAAAUCCCAAACUAACUGUUAUAGUUCCAGAUGAUGAUCGCUCUCUAAUAAACCUGCAUCUCAUGCACACCAGUUACUUUCUUUUUGUGAUGGUGAUUACGAUGUUCUGCUAUGCAGUUAUUAAAGGCAGACCAAGCAAACUGAGGCAAAGCAAUACAGAAUUCUGCUCUGAAAAGGUUGCUUUGUCAGAAGCAUAAUCCAUCCUCUCCUUUUACUGAGAAUGACUGAGAACCGUGAUCAUUGCCUGCUGAACCCAGAAUGGGUCUUAACACUCUGUGAAUACAUUAUCUUGCAAUGUUGGUUUAUUCCAACCAAAGACAUUUCAAGUGCCUGUAAUUGAUUUGUACAUAUUUAUAAAAGUAUAUUCCGAAUAGGUCAGAUGAUGCACUUGUUCCGCAUUGUAGUGCGGCGGGAAACUUUCCAGUCUUUACCUGUGGACAUAGCCGAAUGUUUGUGUAGAUAUGUUUAGUGAUAUGGCUACAUAUAGUCAGAGCAAGAUAUUUUUGUCUAGCUGCAUCUGGGCAGGUUAAGAUGCCUUUGCAAGUGUCUCACACAAACCCAACAGAUCUUUGGUUUUUUGCCCAAUGAUAUGUACAGUGUGUUUGAAACAGUAUGCACCUUUGAUAUAAUACUGCAUUUCCAAAGCCACCAAUCUACUACAUGAAUUAAAUGUGUAUUUGUGUGGCCUAAUACUUUCUUCCAUUUGCUCCUUGCUUGCAAGAAAAAGAUAUCAACGUUUUAGAUUUUUUUUUUUUUUUUUUUUUGAAAAAGAAAUACAUAGUCACAUUUUAAUAGUGCUGUAUUUAGGACAAACUUGUGCUUUUAUUCAUAGUAAAAAAAAAAAAAAAAAAGAAGUGAAGUCCCAUUUUAAAAUGUUUCUUAUUGAAAAGUGCUAAGUUUGGUUUUUAUUUUUUUUUCCAUUUGGCUUGCUGAAUGCCAGAGAAUCGGUCAGCAUAGAGACUAUCUGGAAAGCUUUCCACUUGGCCUCCCAUCCGCAGCCCUCAAACCAGGAUUGUGCAUCUUUGCUGCAGAGCAGCUUUCUGUAAACUUUUUUUUUUUUUUUUCUAGAAAGUGAAAGUUAGUAAAAAGAUGUAUUGUAUUAACAGUCUGUUGGGGCUCUGCACAGCCUUGGGCAAGUGCAAAUAAUGAAAGGAAAAGAAAUCCCAUAGUCUGUUACCGAGCUUCACUUUGGGACUCUCCAUCCAUCUCCGAAGGGCAGCUGAAAAUGACACUUUUAUUAGCUUUGUCCGAUUUCCAUUUAAUGCUGUCCACUCGGGGGAAGAUGACGGGGAGAGAACUGGGGCUGUUGUGAGUAAGGUCAAAGAAACCACACAGUAAAACACCCACUCUUCUCUGUGUCCAUUCUUAAAUCAGACGUUUUCUUCUGUGCACUUCUCCCUUUCUCAUUCCAGCUUUUGCUGUUUCUUUUUGGCUUCUUAUUCAGUAGCCUCCUUAAUUUUUAGGAGUCGGGGUUUUCCUGCAGACAUUUCCGCCGCUGCUUUUAAAAUCUCACUGGUUGCCUUAAUUGACCUUUCAUCUUGUCUUUCGGCUUUCUUGUCAGGUAGUAUAACUGUAGGUCUGCAUACAUACACAUAAGCUUUUUUUCCUCCUCCUCUUGCUCUAAACUACGCAAAAGAAGAAACCCAAGUCAAAAAUCUCAGAGUCUCAGUUAUGCUGGCAUAAGAUUCUUAGUUUAUUACCUUUAGACGCUAUUGAGUGGUACCCUGCUGGUCUGUACGUAUGGGACUUCAGUAAGUUCAUGAGUCUUCAGAGCGUUUGAAGCAAAAUAGUCACACUUUUCUUCAAAACAUGUUUCCUUUAGAGAAUUUCAGUUACUUAAAUGGUGUUAACUAACAAGCGUUUUUCUCCAGGGAUGUUAAGGCAGAGCUUUAGAGACGGCCUAGUUUGAAGUCGAGGGAUAAAAUGAAGCUUCCAGUUUUCUCCUGGUGCUGCUAUGGGCUGAUAAUGGCUUCGCUGAGACGAAUGGGUGAAGUCAAACCAGGUAGACGGCUUCUCAUGAGAAGUGUCCGAGCUGUUCCUAAUUCACGCGUGCCCAGCCUCCUGCAUGAAUACUGACUUCUAGAGCUGCCCGCCGGGGUGGCUUGGUCUGGGGACCAAAGGCAGGAAUAGGAAACAGAUCCGGGGUGAUGUUGCAAAUUCUGGAAAUACCUAGAAAACACCCAGCGUAACGCGAGUCCUUUGGGGUGGGGGGGGUGGGGGGGAGGCAAAGCUAGGUCCUUUCCGUUUCAGCAAAUUAAAAAUCAAACUCCACAUUUUCUAACUGGAAUUUGGCGUUGGGGAAAACAGAAAUUUGUUUAAAUCUGGUUUUGCUAUUUGGUAAUUAGAGGAGCCUGCUUUGCAAUUUAUCACCUGCUGUACUGCAGCACCCAGAAAUACUAAGAUUGCAACCCACAAAGGGGGAAAUGUCAGAGAGUUGUAAUUUUUGGCCUUAGUUUAUCCCUUUGCACCCUUGUAUUGCAGCGGGGAGGUGAGGGUGUCCAUCGGGUUGAAAUGCUGUAAUACUGAGGAAUAUCGGAUUGUUCCUAGGCGCAAUGUACAAAAGUUAAAUGCAGCCAAACAGAAGAGUAAAAACUUAAUAUUGAAGUUCAGAUCAUAUUGAUCUUUCCUUUUUUGUUUUCUUUUUCUUUUUAACUAUGACUUGAAUCAGUUUUGAUUCUAUUUGUACGUGUUUUCUUGUUCUUAGAAAGCUGCCAUUUUCUUUUGCGUUUUUCUUUGGCAUUACAUAGAAAAUCUGAGCCUUGGUUUUCAACCCUCUGCAGGUGAUUGUGGGGUUAAGAUGGCUUUGUUUGUUUGUUUGUUUUGUUCUUACAUUUCACUUGUCUUGUUGCAUGAAGGUUAGUAGCCGAUUUGGAAAUGACAUUUCUCUCCUAGGUUAAUUUUGUGUUUGUAAGAUGUGCAUAUUGCUUUGCAGAAUAAAAACGAGGAAGUUUA